AUGGAAUAUUUUUCUACUCUGCAAGGACGCAGGAAAUGGCAACGUCUGAACCCUAACAUCCAAGUAGGAGAUCUCGUUCUUCUUAAGGACCAGCAAGCUGAAAGAGUCGAGUGGCCUAUGGGACUUAUUGUAAAGAGCGUUCCUAGUGAUGACGGUAAGGUUUUCAAGACAUCAAAGCAAAUUGCACUGUUGGACAAACUUUUCCCAGCAUUUGGUUUUGGCGCUCAGGUUCCUCCAAAUUGGCAGGUCUCUCAUGAAUUUGCCCUUAACUUCGACCCAGCUAAUCCAUACUGCCCAGGAGUACAAGGUAUUGUGGAUGCAUACCGCCAGGCUCUGCCGCAAGUCCGCCUGUACGGACCAACAAAUUUCUCCCCCAUUAUCAAUCAUAUUAUCAGGUUUGCAGCAGCUGCAGCACAACAGAAGACGGCAUCUCAAUACUUUGUGCUUCUCAUCAUCACCGAUGGAGAGAUCACAGAUCUAAAUGAUACCAGGAAUGCCAUCGUCCAGGCCUCUAAACUUCCACUGUCUAUUAUCAUUAUUGGGGUAGGAAAUGCUGACUUCAAGGCCAUGGAAUUCCUCGAUGGGGACAACGGAGUUCUGAAGGCCUCCAGCGGGGAAGCAGCCUUAAGAGAUAUUGUGCAGUUUGUGCCAUUCCGACAGUUUCAGAAUGCACCCAGAGAAGCUCUCGCUCAAGCUGUUCUUGCCGAGGUUCCUAACCAGCUGGUCUCCUAUUUCAAGCUGCUGGGACAAGCACCUGUCAACCCCCCACAACAGAAGACGGCAUAGAUAAAGAGCAACUCCCCUAUAUGUGGUUCUGCUACAACCAGAGGAACAUAACCUGUAGUAUGAACACAUCUCCUCCUUAUGCCACUCGUAUAGAAUUGACACAGCUCUUAAUUCCAGUGUGUAGAGCAAUGGACUAGUCCCCCUUUUCAAUGGAUGCUCCCAGUGAAAACAACCCUGACUGAGAUCACAGAGGUCCACAUUGCUAAGGCUAUGUUCAUGUAU
Molecule: messenger RNA, 1008 nt
Organism: Nanorana parkeri
Lineage: Eukaryota; Metazoa; Chordata; Amphibia; Anura; Dicroglossidae
Product: copine-3-like
Exons: 7
Coding region: 1-786 (261 amino acids)
Biological process (GO): positive regulation of tumor necrosis factor-mediated signaling pathway; cellular response to calcium ion; regulation of canonical NF-kappaB signal transduction
Cellular component (GO): plasma membrane
Molecular function (GO): calcium-dependent phospholipid binding
Source: RefSeq, a predicted model, not a curated record